AGUUUUGUUUAUCAAUCAAAUCAAGCGAAGGACCGUGAUCGGUAGUGUUGGUGGAAAGAAACGUGUUUAUUUUUUCGUAAAUCGAUGUUAAAUUAUAAUUUGCCAAAAUUAUAAAUUUGAUGCUAUAGAACACUCUGUGAAUACAUUUACGACGGCCUAGUUGCCCAGGACAUUUUUUCUUGACAAGUUCUAUCAGUGAGCGCGCUGAGCGCGACAAGCGGCGUCAGCCUGGGUCCGUUAGUGCCGGAGUCAGUCCCUGGCGCGGACGAGAUGGUGCAGGAGGGCGAGGGCGCGGCCGACGGCCUCAUCGCGCCCCGGCGGCUGCCCAACCCGUGCCUCGAGAGCCCUCAGCGCAUGGACCUGCACAGGGAACUACUCUUUAACCAGAGGAUAGGAAAAAAUGUUCUGAAUCAAAAGAGCGAGCUGCAAAAGGCGCUCUCGAAACACAAAGAGAAGCAGAUCUUGAAUCAAGUCCGAGAACACAGAGAAACCCCAGAACUAGAGCGCGCCAUAGCGGAGCGCGCGCGGCGGCUCGAGCAAGCGGAGCAGAGCGGAGAGGAAGCGGAGCCGGGUACCAGUCCCGCGUUGCAGCAGAUUCGGGCGCGUCUCCGCCACGCCGCGCCCGCGCCCGCCGCCUCGGCACACUAGGUAACCGGGACUUGGUAACCGGGACUUGGUAACCGGGACUUGGUAACCGAGACUUGGUAACCGGGACUUGGUAACCGGGACUUGGUAACCGGGACUUGGUAACCGGGACUUGGUAACCGGGACUUGGUAACCGGGACACGGGACACUACCUGACCGAUCACGGGCUGACUGGACUCUACUCUACAUGGUUUAGGUGUACUCAUCACUCUCACUCCACUCUAUUUUUGAAUUCAGAUCAACUUGACAUUCAAUAAACUUCAUAUUUUGGUGCGCGGUGGCCGUUUUUGAUAUAAAUUGUAAAAAGCAGCUGAAAAUUUGAUUAGAAGUAAAUCCUUAUAUCUUAAAUCUUUCCUACGAUUUUAAUCUUGUAUUAUCGGAUUGAUAUUGGAAAAGUGACUUCCAUUAUAACAAAGCAGCUAUAAAAACACAAGUGCUAGAACUGCAACGUUUAGAAACCUAAAUGAUUCGAGUUGUCUUAGAGUUUUGAUUAUGUGAAGUCGGAUCACUUUUCAAUACUAAACCGGUACGAUCGAUUUAAGAUGAUUAGGAAAACUUACUUACCUGUAGCUGUUUAUAACGGAAAAUUUUUGGCUGUUUAAUUGUACUUCACCGAAAAUAAAUUAACCGCUAGAAUAAUUUAUAAAAUAGCCUGACGUGUUUAAAUAAGCGAUCAUCCAAAGAUCUGCUCUAUAAAAAGUACGUUUUAAUAUCGUUCUCUACCUACAUGAAUGAUGUUCCAUGUAGGUGUUUAAAAGGUGUUAUUUUUGUAAUUAUUCUAGGAUACAUAAUACACUCCGCCUCGUUCGCACUUAAUGGUAGUAAUAAUACUUAUGAAUAUUUAGGCGCAUUGUUAUGGUGCCUGGAUCGUCUAAGUACCUAGAUAAUAAACCUUCCUUAAAGAUUUUCAUUAGUAUCCAGUGCGAAAUACCUAAUUAACUACACGCUAAGCAAAACACUACAAGCACUGUCGUAUAAAUGUCAAAUAAAAUAAAACAGUGCCAAAGUAUUUCACGAGAGUUAAUAAUUGCCUGAAAAUAUUGUAAUUUUAUUAAUGAAGAAUACCUUUAUUCAGCCAAUCGUACGAGAAAGUAUUUUCCAGUUCUAGUCAGAAUAAGCAGUCUCGAGUAAUGAACAUUCGUCUAUGAGCCGUGUCGAGUCAAGUAGGAUACUAGUUUGGUUUCAGAAUAACCGAAAAAUUGGUAUCAGUUCAUCUUUGGUCAAGUCAGCACUGUAAACAUCCUCAACCAUUAUGCCAUUAAAACUUCUCAUGGACCCGUUUACAUUCUUUACCAUUACUCUUUUGAUAAAAUAGAUUAAAUUUCCAAUUCUGUCGGCCUAAUUCUAGAUUCAUUAACAUAUUUUUCUUAUAAAAAUCUUUUAAACGUGUAAUAUGUGAAGGGAUGAUGUCAAAACGCAAUAUACGGUUUUUACGGGAAAUGUAUUAUUAUGGUAACUAAAUGUAGAGUUUGAACUAUAAUAGACAACUAGCGCCAUCUACUUGCAUAGAUCCGUACUACCUUGUGGCGCCAUCUACCUUCACUUGCCUACCAACAGAACUAUCAAGAAUGUAAAUCGAAGUUCAAAAAGAAAAGUAUAAUUUAAGCAUAAUUUGAGGAAAUGCUACGAGGCAAGCACUGUAAUAGGUAUUGUUAAGGUGUGUGUUGCAGUUGGUGUGAGUGAUGCUUUGUUUGCCAAAGCUUGUAAGAAUUAUUGGUUAUUUUAUUAUGUAAGAAAUAAUAGCUUUAAAUCAUUUUGUCAUCGAAAUGAUGUCACUGUAAGUGUCACAAAGUAUUGUAUGAUUUUAAUUAUGCACCGCGUCUGGUAAGUUUAGUUUUGUUGGUAAUGACAGCAUAAAUUAUAUUAAAAUCAACAUACAGGCCGAAAAGAAACCUCACCAAAUGGAAUCCAUUUAGUAUGGGGCUUUUUUUUCAAUCUCCGUCGCGUGCUACAGAAUCGAUUAAUAGUUCGAAAAAAUUGUUACCGUUUUAAUUUAUUUGAAUGAUCAUAAUAUAGUAUGAAUCAACCAUUGACUGAGGAAUCGACUGCGUGUGGUAUAAAAAGGGUAAACGUCGACUUCGAGCAAGAGAAAAUAAAUAUUUUUUUAAACUUUUUAACGUCACAACUUGAAACUUCGUCGUAGAAUCCAUUUGUACGCGUUUACUGUUCUUGUUAAACUCCUUGGAACUUAUCUAAGAUAGAUACUUAGAGAUACCUAUCGAAAUAAUUCUUGUAAUGCAUAUUUUAAUACAAUAUUGUAGAAAGUAGAUAGAUGUUGGAAAAUUAUAGAAUGUAUGAUCUAGAUAUUACAUUAUUCAUAUUUUAUUGAGAGUAGAAAUCUUAUGAGAAUUAGUGCGAGUAAGUGAUUGAAUAAACAUAAUAGAGACCCCUUUAUGUACACUCAUAUAGAUAUACUUAUGUAUACAAUCCCCUCCAGUCCCCAAGUCUAAGCACCAAUAAAUAGUCGACCAGUAUGUUUGAAUUAAAAGUGUUCAUGAAAGUGAUAGAUGAAAAAUAUUUUUAUAUAUUGAUGUAAUUUCUGUAGACAACCUACAGUCCUAUAAAGUCUAAUAAAAAUAGAUUCCCCUUACUUUACUACUUAAAUUUCAGUAGGUAAAUAGAACUAUAAUUAUUCUCUAAUAGUUUUUAAAUAAAUAGUAAUUGUGAGAUUUAUUGUCUACAUUCUAAUAUUUCAUUAGUCUCGGGAAUUGUGGAAAUGUUUAGAAUCUCUGGUACUAAUUAUAAAUAAAAAUAAGCCACAUAUUUACUUAUCUACUCAAGUCAUUUAUUGUAACCCUUCAAAGUUAAGACCUUGUAUACCUACUUAUAUGUAUAACUUAAGAAUUCAUAUAUUUUUUCAAAACUUAUGUUCUCCAUUGUGCCUAUUUGUAGAGUUGUUAUUUAAUUUGAGAGUAUUCAUUAUUUAUGGUUGAUAAAAUUGAUUAUGUAUAAAAUUAUUGACACAAAGAUACGCAAAUCAUAUUUUGUAAACCAUUCCACUUGUUAUUUUUUCACUUUGACCAUUUUUUAAAUCACAUUUGUACCUACCUAUUUCUUUUAAGUUUAGGUUAUUGUUAAGUUGUAUUGUAUCUUAGUACAAAGUGGCGUCGUCAUAAUGUUUUAAGCUUUGGAAGCUAGUUACGUGGCCAUUAAAGUAUGAUAUAUGACUAUAGCAUUUAAGAACCAUCUUCGUAAAAACAGUUCGAAGAUAAACUGUAACAGGAUUCAAUAAUAAU
This is a messenger RNA of Ostrinia furnacalis (Asian corn borer), 3881 nucleotides long. RefSeq names its product protein FAM107B. Bases 271 to 648 code for a protein of 125 amino acids. The transcript has 4 exons. The record is from RefSeq and is a predicted model, not a curated record. Lineage: Eukaryota; Metazoa; Arthropoda; Insecta; Lepidoptera; Crambidae.